AUGGUGGGGAAGAUAGCUUCGGCGGCAACUGCAGUAUCCAUGCACAGUAGAAGGUCACCAAAGAGUAAAAGCGUUGAAGGGGAUUGCGAAAGUGAAGCCCUGAAGUCUGACGGAGAAGGCGAAACGGAGGGUAAAGAUGGGACUGCCCUUGAAGCAAAGAUGUCCCUGCUCAACGGGAUCACUGUUAUCGUCGGCUCCAUCAUCGGGAGUGGUAUAUUCGUGUCUCCGACGGGUGUACUCAAAUAUACUGGUUCAGUUAACGCCAGUCUGUUGGUGUGGAUUGCCUCCGGAGUUUUCAGUAUGAUUGGCGCGUACUGUUACGCGGAGCUUGGCACCAUGAUUCGGCUGAGCGGUGCCGAUUACGCGUACAUCAUGGAGACAUUUGGACCGUUCGCGGCGUUUAUCAGGCUAUGGAUCGAGUGUAUGAUCGUCAGGCCUUGCUCACAGGCAAUAGUUGCUUUGACGUUUAGCGUGUACGUGUUGAAACCAAUAUUCCCCGAGUGCGACCCACCGGAAGAUGCCACAAGACUACUGGCUGCGUGUUGCAUAUUGUUGCUAACAUUCGUGAACUGCUGGUCCGUCCGUGCGGCCACCAGGGUGCAGGACUGGUUCACGUACGCUAAACUGCUAGCUCUGUUCAUCAUCAUAGCAGCAGGUGGCUACCAACUCUGCAGAGGUAAGGUGGAACAUUUUACAUUCGAAGGUACUACAAAUGACGUGACGUCAAUAGCGCUCUCAUUCUACUCCGGCUUGUUCGCGUACAACGGAUGGUGA
Messenger RNA from Diatraea saccharalis (sugarcane borer), 774 nucleotides. NCBI's taxonomy places the organism in Eukaryota, Metazoa, Arthropoda, Insecta, Lepidoptera, Crambidae. The record is from the annotation of a GenBank genome assembly.